UCGUCCUUUCUAGAAAAAAUGGCAGCUGUUGACAUCGACGUGCCGGUGGACACAGAGCCUCAACUCCGAAAUCCGGAGGACAUGGAGCGGCAAGCUGAGGGCUUCAAAGAGCAAGGAAAUGCAUUCUACAGCAAGAAGGAUUACUCUGAGGCUUUCAACUAUUACACUAAGGCCAUAGAUGCAAGCCCCAAAACUGCUAGUUAUUAUGGCAACAGGGCAGCCACCCUCAUGAUGCUCUGUCGCUUUCGAGAGGCCCUCGAAGAUUCCCAGCAGGCCGUGCGGCUGGAUGACUGUUUCAUGAAGGGUCAUCUACGUGAGGGCAAGUGCCAUCUGUUAUUGGGAAAUGCCAUGGCAGCCAAUCGCUGCUUUCAGAAGGUUUUGGAGCUCGAGCCCAGCAACAGAGAGGCCCUGCAGGAGAAUAAGAGUGCAUCGACUUUGCUGGAGUAUGAACGAAUGGCGGAUUUUGGGUUUGUGAAGCGGGAUUUCAGAAAGGUGGUGUACUGCAUGGACCGGGCCUUAGCUGUGGCUUCUGCCUGCCACCGCUUUAAAAUCCUGAAGGCCGAGUGUCUGGCUCUGCUGGGACGCUAUCCAGAAGCCCAGUCUGUAGCAAGUGAUAUCCUGCGAAUGGAUUCCACAAAUGCAGACGCACUCUACGUCAGAGGUCUGUGUCUCUACUACGAGGACUGCAUCGAUAAGGCUGUACAGUUCUUCAUCCAGGCUCUGCGCAUGGCACCUGACCACGAAAAGGCCCGGCUAGCCUGCAGGAAUGCCAAAGCCUUAAAAGCCAAAAAAGAGGAGGGCAACCAGGCAUUUAAGAACUGCAACUUUGAAUCCGCCUACCAGCUGUAUACUGAAGCCCUGACGAUAGACCCCAACAACAUAAAGACCAACGCUAAACUCUACUGCAACAGAGCCACGGCAGGAGCCAAGCUGAAGAAACUUAACGAAGCCAUUGACGACUGCACCAGUGCAAUCAAACUAGACGACACUUAUAUCAAGGCCUACUUGAGAAGAGCUCAGUGUUACAUGAACACAGAGCAAUAUGAAGAAGCUGUACGGGACUAUGAAAAAGUUUAUCAGACAGAAAAAACAUCAGAUCACAAACAUAUGCUGAAGACGGCACAGCUGGAGCUGAAGAAGAGCAAGAGGAAAGAUUACUACAAGGUGCUGGGAGUCGGCAAGAACGCCACAGAGGAUGAGAUCAAAAAAGCCUAUCGCAAACGGGCCCUCAUGCACCACCCAGAUCGGCACAGUGCAGCGACCCCAGAGGUUCAGAAGGAGGAGGAAAAGAAAUUCAAGGAGGUGGGUGAGGCCUUCACUGUGCUCUCUGACCCAAAGAAGAAGAUCCGAUAUGACAACGGGCACGACCUGGAGGAUGACGGCUCCUUCGAUGGCGGAGAUUUUGAUGCAAACAACAUCUUCAGGGCUUUCUUUGGCGGCCACGGUGGAGGAGGAGGAGGAGGAGGAUUUAGUUUUGAUUCCAGUCCAGACUCUGGACCUGGAAAUUUCUUUUUCCAGUUUGGCUAAGGUGAGCAAGUGCAUGGGAAAAUGCAGCCCUGCAGCGGACAAAAUCAAGUUGGACCCACAGUCACCUCCUGAUGCUCAUACUUCUGAGUGUCUUGCAAAAUCUCCCCACUAUUGAUUAUUGCAUUCACUCUAAAUUUACUCCUCGCAUUGAUGCUAACAAACAAACAGUGGGAACGACAAUUCAGGAGAUUUUAGUUAAGAAUUAACAAUGUGAAUUAAAGAAGUGCUUAAGAAGUUUUUUUUUUUUUUUUUUUUUUUUAAGAGGUUGGAUUAUCUGAUCAGAACUUGUCCAUGAUGCCAAAAUCAAAAUGAAAUCUUGUAAAACUGUCUCAGAAUGGUGGGCAGUAAUAAGGAAUGCUCUUGAAGUGUAAGCAUCAUGUUUGAUUAGUUUUAGAAGACAUAACAUGGCAUAUGUUUUUAAGGUUUUCCUGGGACAGCAUGUCUCUAGAGCAUUGAGAGUCAAUGUACUGUGGAAGUUCAAUGUCAAAACUGACCUCAGGACAGCCUGUUCAGGAAAACGCCAUUCUAUUACGAGCGUGUUCAGGUUUUAUUGGCUCGCUUGCCAAAUAUAGAAUCGACGUGCAGGGUUUUUGUUUUCUCCAUGCUGCAUUGUAUAUUUGACUCGAAUGUAAAUCGUUUUGUGUCCAUAAUUUUUUUUCUUCAGUCUUCCCUCGGUCUAUUUAUAUUUAUUGUACUGUAUAUUCUAACCUGUAUACAGCAGAAUGCCAGUGUUCAUUGUCUUCCUCCUUUUUUAAAGACUCAUUUGUAAAUGUUUUCAUCCUCUUUGCUCUCAGAUUGUGCAAAAAGGCCAAAAUCAGCACCCGUACACCUACAGAUUCUCUUCUCUUGAAAGCACCGAUCACACAUCUGUCCCACUGUCCCAUUCAAAUUCAAGUGGUGCCUUACCAGAAUGAGCGGAUCAGUUAACCUUACAAUUCAUCAAAAGCUGCAGAGUAAGUUAUAUUUGCAUAAGACAACAGUUAAACUUGUAUAGCAUGUUGUUUUUUUGUUUUAAGCUCCUUUUACAGGACAUUUUUCGAACCUGGCCAGUGACCAAAAUUCAAAUUUUCACUGAAUUCUUCAUCCUGUCAAACACAAAAGACUUUGUUCCAUGUCGUCAUCCAUCACACCUAGCUGUCAUCCACCCAUACUUGUCCUGCACGUUCUGUCAGUACAGCCCUUCUCCUACUUGUUCCACCUGUUUUAAAAAGGGCCACUGAUGGUAGGUUGGAUGCUUCUGUUGUUAAUUGAUAUGUCACUGAUCUAUGUAUCAUUUUUAAAACUUGUCACAGUAUUACUGACAUGCUUUUCU
Messenger RNA from Centropristis striata (black sea bass), 2839 nucleotides. Its product is annotated as dnaJ homolog subfamily C member 7-like. The record is from RefSeq and is a predicted model, not a curated record. Bases 19 to 1527 code for a protein of 502 amino acids. Lineage: Eukaryota; Metazoa; Chordata; Actinopteri; Perciformes; Serranidae. Gene Ontology annotation, molecular function: protein binding. The transcript is spliced from 14 exons.